Schistocerca cancellata (South American locust) is the source of this 500-nucleotide messenger RNA. RefSeq lists its product as uncharacterized. The transcript is spliced from 4 exons. The coding region runs from base 90 to 500 and encodes 136 amino acids. Lineage: Eukaryota; Metazoa; Arthropoda; Insecta; Orthoptera; Acrididae. The record is from RefSeq and is a predicted model, not a curated record.
CUGCGGUUCAGACCGGCGCCUGCAAUGGACAACUCCAGUGGGUCGUCGGUCUGUCUAUUCCGGUGAAGGUGUCCAACCGCUCGGUUGGGAUGCUCCUGCAGUUCCAAGGGCUGUACGCGCAUCCGUCAAACAUAAGCGAGAUAUCGCAACACUUCCCUCUGAAUGUUGGCCGUGCUGCCAUCUAUGCAGUUUUCACUUCGAUAAUGAACGCGUUAGGCACCAACGGUCACGCGUGCCUGCUGAGGGCUGUCUGCGAGGCGGCCGAAACGCCGCUGCUGCACAACGGACUGUUUGGGGAGGUGGCGCACCUGUUGCUGACGCCAAGCGACGGCGACGCCGGUCUGGCAGAGCACGUGCUGGCCCGGGAGGCGGGCAUGGGCGGCAGCGGGGGCGGCGGAGGCGGAGGGUGUCGGCGGCGGUACGCGGCCUGCCCCAGGGGUCGCGGCCUGCUCGACGCCGUCUCCACCCUGUCCGUGGACUCACAGCACUGGGAUCGCUGA